Molecule: messenger RNA, 4884 nt
Organism: Thelazia callipaeda (thelaziosis nematode)
Lineage: Eukaryota; Metazoa; Nematoda; Chromadorea; Rhabditida; Thelaziidae
Source: the annotation of a GenBank genome assembly
ACAAAAAUCGAGUGGAAAAAUGCGGCUGCUACACUUGUUAGCAGCCGUAAUUUGUUGUAUGCCAUUAGCGAUUCAAGCAUGGAAUAUUGCAUUUUUCUCUACAAAAAAGUUUUACUCAAAAUUAUUAUUUCUGAUUUUUUUUUUGAGGCGUCCGAAGAAAUUAGUUUACAUCCAAGCUCUCCAUUAGAAGCAGAUCCUACCUUACUUAGAAUCAGACGACAAGCUUAUCAAGUAUAUAAAGAUGGUGAUAUAUCUGUAACUGCUGAUAAAACUGGACGUGGAGAAACUGGGCCAUGGGGUCCUUGGUCAAUGGAACAACAGUGUUCGAGGACAUGUGGUGGUGGCGUGCAAAUUGAACGAAGAACAUGCAAUGGUGAAUGCACUGGUCCAUCAACACGGUACGUAUCUUGUAACGUUAUCCCCUGUAAUGGUAAUGUAAAGGACUUUCGUGCUACUCAGUGUGCUCAAUAUGAUGAUACACCACUAGACGGUAACUACUAUAAAUGGUUACCAUAUACAGGAAAAAAUAAAUGUGAAUUAACCUGUAAACCAGACAGUGCUAACUUUUACUACAAAUGGGCUGAUAAGGUCAUAGACGGAACAAAAUGCGAUCAUUUGCACGAUGAUAUUUGUGUUGAAGGAGUUUGUUUACCGGUUGGAUGUGAUAAAAAGCUUGGAUCAGCAAUGAAAAAUGACAAGUGUGGUGAAUGUGGUGGUGAUGGAUCAAAAUGUAAAACAGUUGAAGGAUUUUUUGAUGAACGAAAUUUAACACCUGGAUACCAUAACAUUAUAAGAUUACCUGUUGGUGCAACGUCAAUUCGUGUAGAAGAAAUGCGCCCAACAACUAAUUCACUUGCAAUUAAAAAUAUGUCUGAUCACUAUUAUCUAAAUGGUAAUUAUCAAAUUCAAUUAACGGAUAGAGAUCUGGAAAUUGCUGGCACUUUAUUUGAAUACGAUAAUCGCCGAAGUUCUGAUCAUCCAUUCGAAAAACUUGUAGCAAAGGGACCCAUACAAGAAGAAUUAAUUAUUGCUUUACUUUUCCGGCGCGGAAAUAAGGACGGUGCAAUCAAGUAUGAAUUUUCGGUACCAUUAGAACAAGACAUACCAUAUUUAUACAAACCAGGUCAAUGGUCCGCUUGUUCGGUUACUUGCGGAAAAGGAAUACAAAAGCGUGAUCCAUAUUGCAUUGAAAGCAGUUCUCAGCAGCGUGUAGCAGAUGAAAUUUGUGAAGAACACAAUGCUACAAAACCAUUCACAGAAAAAUCAUGUGAAACUACAGAUUGUGAAGCAGAAUGGUUCCAAGGAGAGUGGGAACAAUGCAGUACAACGUGUGGAAAAAGUGGUACUCAAUAUCGAGUCGUUUACUGUCAUCAAGUAUUUUCUGACGGAAAACGUAUAACUGUCGAUGAUUCUAACUGUACAACGACACGUCCAUCUGUAAAACAGUCUUGCAAUAGAUUCGCUUGCCCAGAAUGGCAAGCAGGUCCGUGGAGUGCGUGUUCUAAAAAGUGUGGUGAUGCGUAUCAGUUUCGUUCAGUAACUUGUAGAAGUGCUAAAGAAAAAGAAGAAGGCAAAUUACUAUCAGCAGAAGCAUGUGGUAAUCAGACAAGUUUGGAAAGUCAACGAAGUUGCAAUCUUGGUCCAUGUCAAGGGUUGAAUUUUUUCACAACAGAUUGGAAAUUGUGUGAAAAGUGUAACGAUACUGAAGAACAUCGUAAUGUCACGUGUAAAGAUCCCGCAGGUCGAAUAUAUCCUUUAGAAAAAUGUCUUACUGUAAAUGUAACGAAAAUUCCUGUAGACACACGGCCAUGUGCCUCACAACAACCCUGCAUUUAUGAAUGGCACACAUCGGAAUGGUCAAAAUGUAGUACAGAAUGUGGUCAUGGACAUAAUUCAAGAAGAGUUGUGUGUGCAAUACAUGAAUUAAAUGAUCUUACGAUUGUGAGUGAAGAGCACUGCAGUUCAAAAAAUAAGCCAGUAUCAAUAAAAAAUUGUACAAAUGAGGAAAAAUGCAAUGGUACUUAUUAUACAGGACCAUGGAGCAAAUGCUCUGCUGAAUGUGGAGGUGGAAAACAAACUCGAAUGAUUGUCUGCUUAAAUUACGAUAAAAAACCUGUUCCUGAAUGGUGUGAUGAAGCUGAAAAACCAGCUGAGGAACGAAACUGCAACAUAGAACCUUGUCCAACCUGCGAUGAAAGUGAAUUUGGAUGUUGUCCGGAUAAUAUUACGAUAGCAACAAGUCCUUACUUGGCGGGAUGUUCGAACUGCUCUGAUUCAAAAUUCGGUUGCUGCGCUGAUAAUAUUACGGAAGCGCAAGGAAUUAAUAAGGAAGGGUGUACGGAAUAUCUUGAAGAAAUAGAAGGCAGUGGAGAAGGUACUACAAAUGAUACUGUACAGGACCAAAUUGCCGUUAUCAGCAAAGGACAAGUUUGUGAGGUAAUAAAUAAUGAAACUGGCGAUAUUGCAUCAAUUUUAUGCAAAAAUGAUUCUACGCAAAUAUUGCUCGAGGAUGUUGAUGAGCUGCUUACAAAUGCUACCUCUGGAAAUGCUACCAAGCACUGUUCUAAGACUGAAUUCGGUUGUUGUCCAGACUGGACUACUCCAGCUGAGGGCAAAAACAACCAAGGCUGUCCACAAUUCAUUCUUGGUUCAUGCAAUGAAACGAAGUAUGGCUGCUGUCCAGAUGAAGUAACAUUAUCUCGAGGUCCAAAUUAUGAAGGUUGUGGUGAAUCGUCUUGCGCAGCAUCCUUAUACGGUUGUUGUAAAGAUCGUAAAACAAUUGCUUUUGGACCACAUUAUGAAGAUUACUGUACUUAUCAGACAUUGGAUAUUGCAAGCAAACAUUUGAGAAUUCAUAAUGUUGUAGGUUGUGAUAGAUCAUCAUUUCCUUGCGAACUUGCUACUUACGGUUGUUGUCCAGAUGGUGAAACAGCAGCUUUAGAUAAAAAUGGUUGUGGUUGUCAAUUUGCUCAAUUUGGUUGUUGUUCAGAUGGUAAAACAGCAGCUCAAGGUGUUAAUAACUAUGGUUGUCCAGAAUCAUGCGCUAGAAGAUGUCCAUGUCAGUAUACACAGUAUGGAUGUUGUCCAGAUGGUGAAACAACCGCUAUUGGUACAAAUAAUGAGGGAUGUGAUGAUUGUCGCUAUGCUAAAUAUGGUUGUUGUUUGGAUGGAGAAACUCGGGCUACCGGACCACAAUAUGCAGGAUGUCCUACAACAACUGCUGCACCUUUCUUAUUUGGUGGCACUGCUGCACCAGACAAAAUCAUUUCCUGCUCGUUACCACAAGAUCAAGGAAAUGUAUGUCACCCAGGCUACAGACUGAUGUGGUACUAUGAUCUAGCAGAAGGUCGUUGUACGCAAUUCUGGUACGGUGGUUGUGAUGGUAAUGAAAAUCGCUUUGCUAGCCAAGAAGACUGCGAAGCAAUUUGUGUUAAUCCACCUGGCACAGGUCGUUGUUACUUGUCAAAAGCAGAAGGGCCACAACGUUGUAACCAACUGUCAGCUCGUUAUUGGUACGAUUAUUCAACAAAACAAUGUGGUGCAUUUUGGUGGCGAGGUUGUUUGGGUAAUGCAAAUAAUUUUGAAAGUUGGGAAGAAUGUCAAAAGUUUUGUUCUGGUAUUGGAUCAUUCUCACAACAAGUAGAAACAUCAGAUUCCGAAUUCGAACUGGCAAAUCAAAUCGAUAACAAUAUUAUUACGAAUACAUUACCAGAAACACGGUAUAGCGGUACUUCUCAUGAAGAAAGUGAAGAAGUUGAUCAGUUUCAACCAACAGAUCAUAUUGCUUCUUCAAUUGCUGAACAAAUACUUCCAUCUUAUAUUGAACCAGAAAAACCAAAUGCACAUUGGUUAUCUGAACAUCAUCAGAUUCAUAUUCCAUCUUCAUCACAUCAACAGUUACCAUCAGCUGAACCUCUACCACAUCACCGAAUCCCAUCACCACAGAAAUCAACAAGUAUCGAGGAAAUUUGUCGGCUGAUCGCUGAUAGUGGUCCAUGUAGUAAAUAUGAAGAUAUGUUUUACUAUGACCCCUUCUCACGACAAUGUCAUCCCUUCAUUUAUGGUGGAUGUGGUGGUAAUUUGAAUAAAUUCAAGACAAUAGAUGAAUGCCAAAGACGAUGUUCACAUGUCAAACCUGGUAGUACUGCAAGCCAGUAUCAUCGAACUUCUACAACCGGCCGCAGUGAACUAACAACUCCUGUGACUAUUUCGAGGUCAUCUGGCCAAUUCGUCGGGCCAACUUCAGGUCGUUCACGAGAUGUCUGCAAUGAAAGAAUGGAUGUUGGCCAGUGUCAGGGAUCAUUUCAAAGUUAUUACUUUGAACGUGCAACUGGUACUUGUGAACCAUUCCGAUACUCCGGUUGUGGUGGUAGCGCGAAUCGGUUCCAUACCAAAGAACAAUGUGAAGAAUUAUGUGUCCAUCGUGUUACUGGACACAGAAUCGGAAGUUAUUCUUAUAGCACUUCAGAACCACCAUCAGCUCGAUACCAUUCACCAAUAACUGAUGCUUCUUACGCAGUUCAAGCAGUAUCCAAAUGUGAGCUACCAAAAGAUACUGGACCAUGUGAUCGUUUUGUCACUAAAUGGUAUUACAACAAGGAAGAUGGUACUUGUACUCGUUUCCAUUACGGUGGUUGCGGUGGUACCGACAAUCGUUUUGAUAGUGAAUACCAAUGCAAAAGUGCCUGUGGGGAUUACGCAGACCCAUGUACCUUACCAAGAGUAAACGGACCAUGUUCUGGCAAACAUCGACGAUAUUACUAUAGCGCUGAAUCAGGUCAAUGCGAACCUUUUGAUUACGGUGGAUGUCUGGGAAAUACCAAUAAUUUCUUACAAAUUGCUGAUUGUGAAGCAAAAUGUUUAUCAUCUGUUGAAAGUGAGUGA